CCCUGCCUUCGCUUGUUGGAAUGUGUUCCACGGUUGUAUACAUGUGGUCCAAUCAUAGCCCGCCGUUCAGAUGACAUCAUCGUUUAGCGUAAGAUUGACAGUCGAUCCGUCCAAUCAAAUGCGCUUCAGUAUGUCUUGACGCGAACAGUUCACAGUUCAUAUUACACAGUUCCUCAAGCGUUUCGAGAACGGUGUAGUCGAAAAGCUUUCCUUUUUUUUUUUUUUUAUAAAUAAAAGCGACACAACUUCGUGGGAUGGGUGUGUGUCACUGUCCACGAAACAAAGUUUGACAGGGAGUAGCUCUGAAAAGGGACGGCUAAUUAUAAUACGGAACUGAACCGCCCCCAUACAUUUCGGCUUUUACUUGGUGAACAACAUUCAGUUAACAUAGGAAGAGAUAGGAAGCACGUUGCUAGUUAGCUUGAAGUAAAGCCUUAUUAUCCCCCAAAGCGAAUUUUGUAUAGGUCAGAAAAUAGCCAGGACAUGACUUUGAAGCCGAUGUAUCUGAUUAGGCUGUCAGAUUUCUUGGAUUUAAGUUGAAAACCACAGCUGUACUGUUAUGCUAGCUCUCUGAGAUGGACUGAAAUGGCCUCGGUGCCGAAUCCUGCAGUUUUUCUCACUUCUGUUAUGGAGGAAAUAAGCUGUCUGUCACUCUGAGGUGAGAGUCUCUACAUUCAGAGCUCGUGAUGAAAGCUCUCGGCGCGCGCUCCGCGUUCUACGUGGGCUUUGUGGUGGGCACUUGCACCCUGUACGUGCUCCUGCGUCAGGUUGGGUUCACGCGGAAUUUGGGGUCGGUUGAACCCGAGGCCCACGAGAAAAGCCUGCUGGAGAUGAUUGAAGAAGAAAACAAGAACUGGAAGAAGGAGCGGUCGGCUCUCUUCAACCUCAAUCAUCCUCACCAUACAGGUGAGGAUGGCACUCUUGCUGAUGCUCUCUAUAAGCAUGUCCGCAUUUUGUGUUGGGUCAUGACCGGUCCUAAUAACCUCGAGAAGAAAGCUCGGCACGUGAAAGCCACGUGGAGUCGCCACUGCAACAUUGUGGUCUUCGUGAGCUCUGUGGACGACCCUGAUUUUCCCACAGUUGGCCUAAACACCAAGGAAGGUCGGGAUCAGCUGUACUGGAAAACCAUUCGUGCUUUCCACUACGUCAUGGAAAAGCACGGGGAUGAGGCAGACUGGUUCCUCAAAGCGGAUGACGACACUUACGUGGUCGUCGACAACCUGCGCUGGAUUCUGGCCAGCCACUCUCCAGAGGACCCGUUGUAUUUUGGCCGGCGGUUUAAGCCAUACGUAAAACAGGGCUACAUGAGUGGCGGCGCUGGUUACGUGCUUAGCAAAGAGGCUCUGAGGCGGUUUGUGGAGGGCUUUCGCACCAAAGUGUGCACUCACACUAGCUCAAUAGAGGACCUAGCUCUGGGUCAGUGUAUGGAGAAGAUAGGCGUUGUGGCAGGAGACUCUAGAGACACCUUAGAAAGAGAGACAUUCCAUCCUUUCGUACCAGAGUCCCAUCUCACUGGCACAUUUCCUAAGACCUUCUGGUAUUGGAAAUACUGUUAUUACCCCAUUGUGCAGGGCCCACAGUGUUGCUCAGACCUGGCUGUUUCUUUCCACUAUAUGGAUGCAUCACAGAUGUACCUGCUGGAAUACUACACUUACCACUUGCGUGCCUUUGGCUACAAAUACCGCUAUCAGCCCCCUGAGCCCAGUGUCAUACAAGACUUCAAUGCCCCAGUCCCAGACAAAGUGGAAAUCGGAGACAUAGAGGAAAAGCUGGGGGCAGAAAAACAGGAAGGAGAAAAGAAAUCCCACGAACAUGAUGAAAAGUUAUAGCAGAUUUUUGCAUUGGAAUUUUUACAAGUAACAUUUAAAAUCUUCUUCCAAAAGAACUGUUUUUGGGAUGGCGUUGUUUUUUGGAUUGUGUCUUAAAAUAUAUUCAAUAUUGUGCCACAGAAAUGUGUGCAUGACAGGUUUGCGUGAUUUAAUCAAUUGGUACAGUUGGGACUGUGUUCCUCUUAAUAAUGCAAUUGUAUGUGAAUGUUUAAAUAUGACAGUGCGGAAUUGUAUGACAUGAAGGUUUAGACUUGUAGAGCGUGUAUGUGGUUUUUGGGUUAUGAGUGUUGGAGCCUGCCUUAAUAGUAUAAUAACAUUUGGUAAUGUUUUGGGGCCAGAAGCAAGGAUGCCUCUGCAUUCGUUAUACUUUGCAUUCAUUUCUAAUUUUUUUUUCUUAAUAUAAAAAUAUGAGUUUGCUAUGCAAUGUCAUCAUAAACACACCACCAUGUAUGAUUUAAUAGCAGUACCAUAAGAAAAAGGGGCCAUGGUUUUCCUUUCAUUUGCUCAUUCCCUUGAAUUGGUACCUCUGCUCUGGAAAAAUCAUGCAUUUCCAUAAGUCGUUUGUUGGCCACGUUUGUAUUGAGUUUAGGUAAUAUUUAAACAGUGCAGAUUAUAUCAUAGCUUGCAAACAAAUUCAGCAAACAUUCAAGCUCCAGUGGGGUUUUCUCUACACAAUCUACAAUACCUUUGCCAAAGCGGAACAUGCACAAUUUACUUUGACUAAGAUUACAUCGAAAUUAAAAUGAACUAGGAUGUAGUCCUUCAACUGACAUCAAAACAGGAUGUUACCCUUCUCUGAAAGGGGUUAGUUCACCCAAAAAUGAAAAUUGUCAUCAUUUACUCUUCCCAAAAAGUUUCUAUUAGAAGAUAUUGUGAAGAAUGUAGGUAACCAAACAGUUUCUGGUAGCUAUUUACAUAUAUAGUAUGUCAAAAAAAUACUAUUGGAAGUUAAUGACUACCAGCAAUUGUUUUGUUCUUCAAAAUCUCUUCCUUUGUGUUCAGCAGAAGAAACAACACGAGGAUGAAUAAAUGAUGACAAAGUUUUCAUUUUUGGUUGAACUACCCCAUUAAGAAUGUUGCAAGAAUUUGGAUUAGUAAGAUCCUGUUGGCUGGCCCAAUAGUUCACGAGUGCCUGGGAAAGAAGUAAGGUAGCAAGGUAGAUAAGACAGUUUAAGUAUACACAGUUUUUUCUCCAUGCUAAUGGGAAUUGCAGUCUUGUAGAUGAAUGGUGUAGUGUAACACGCUGUGAAGUAAUGCAGUUUUUGAGUUACUGGAACUGACCACAUAAUGAUUUAUUUAAUUGUUUGAAGUGUGACUAAAGGUUUUUGUUUAUCUGGGAUUAAAUGUCAGGUUUUGCUUCGGUUCCCGCUGCCAGUGUUGCGACUCCUACAGCAGUCUGUGUGUGAGAUUAGACGUGUUGAUUUUGAAGUUGAUGUAGCCGCUUGUCAAGGGUGGUGAAAUUGAUUCAGUUUCUUGUGGUGUGUGCUUUGUCUCAAUUACUCAAUAAGGUGUCUUUUUGAGAAACAAAGAUAUAUUUAUUCUUCUUUUUUUUCAUGAUUGGACCCUGUUAUAUAAACAAAACAUUCUUCAGCAUAUGUGUUGAAAAGCAUGAGUCUGAGUAAAUAACAGAAUUUUAAUUUUUGGUUGAACUGUCCCUCUAAAUGUGCUGGUGUUGGUAAGUUCUUUGAAAGGACCCUUUUAAAAUAAUGCACACUAAAUGUGUA
Molecule: messenger RNA, 3553 nt
Organism: Onychostoma macrolepis
Lineage: Eukaryota; Metazoa; Chordata; Actinopteri; Cypriniformes; Cyprinidae
Gene: c1galt1lb
Product: core 1 synthase, glycoprotein-N-acetylgalactosamine 3-beta-galactosyltransferase 1, like b
Exons: 4
Coding region: 687-1829 (380 amino acids)
Cellular component (GO): membrane
Molecular function (GO): N-acetylgalactosaminide beta-1,3-galactosyltransferase activity
Source: RefSeq, a predicted model, not a curated record